GAAGAAGCAGAAGCAGGAAGCACUCUUCGACUGUUGUCACACGUGACUCAUCACGUGACUCAUGUCUCCGGUCCCUUGCAGACCCAAACUACAGAGUAGCUGUGAUCAUGGAGAAGACUUUCAGUCAGUGGAAGAAGCAGUGUUUGGGAAAACUGGACCUCAGUAAGAAAUCCAGCGUGGAUGAGGGAAUCGAACAUGUAGUGUCUCUGCUCAACUGCUGUGAGGAGUUCUUCACCACGAGCUCGUGUUCAGGCAGAAUCAUCCUCAUUGAUGGGGUGCCUGAAGGCAGCGGUGUUCAGAAACAGAACUGUGUAUGGCUGUUUGUCUCACACCAGAAAUGCAAACCAGAGGAACUGAUGUCUGGCCUGGCCCGGUCCAGUGCAGAUGCCGUGUUGAAGUUUGAGCCCUUUGUUCUCCAUGUUCAGUGCAGGCAGCUGAAAGAUGCACAGCUGGUGCACUCUGUGGCUGUUAACUCUGGCUUCAGGAACUCUGGACUCACUGUCGGCAAGACCGGAAAGAUCCUCACGGCAGUCCGGAGCACACAUGGCUUAGAGGUUCCUCUCAGCAGAAACGGAGUGCUCCUGGUGGACCACGAGUACAUCAGUUUCCUCGCUAAGAUCGCCAACGAGAAGAUGGAGGAGAAUGUGAGACGGAUACAGAGGUUCUACCAGAACCUUCAGUCAGCCCUGUCCAGAGAUCAACUCACAAAAGGAACUGAAACCUCCCAGGAACCACGAAAUCAUCCUCACAGACUGAACAAAGAAACAGAAGAAGAAAAACAAAAGGAGGAGAGGAACAAAAGAACUGAUUACAAGCAGGAGAAGAAGAGACAACAACAACUCAGUCAGACUGAUGGCUGCCAUGGGACAGGGUCCUGUAGUGUACUAGAUCUGGAGGACUGCUUUGAUCUGUUCACUUGAACUGGUGGCAUUGCUAACUUUCUUCUUCUUCUGACUGGAGAGAACAUUUUGUGUUUCAUUGAUUUUUAUGACUGUUGUUUUGCUGGUUAGGCGUUUGAUCAUGAGAGGCCUCCAUCUCUGACAGCAGGGGUUCCCAAACUGUUCAGCCUGUGACCCCCAAAAUAAAGGUGCCAAAGACUUGUGACCCCCACUGUCCCUCAAGGUGAUGACAUUUUGCUUCAUACACCAUUUAGCUGGUCUACAGAAAAUGAUCCUCCUACAUGCACAUGUUGAUGUUUCCUGUGCUGUUAUGAAUGAACCUGCUGCUACUGGUGCUUUUAUUCAUUAACUGUUAACUAACUCUAACAUCAGGAGGCAUCUGGCAACAAAGAAAGGCAGAAAAGUGAUGAACCAUUUUUUAUUUGCAAGGUUUUAUUUCAAAUUUAGUCACUAUUUUUGUCAACAAUUUUACUAUAAUGGGUAAAAUAUGCAAUUUAAGGUUACAAUUGUGGAAGACAUCUCGUGACCCCCAAGGGUCCCAACCAUAGACUGUUUAAAAUAAUGGACAUAGUACCGGCGGCAGCCAUAUUGGAAAUGUUGAACUCAACAACUGGUGAAUAGAAAUGACUGACCUUAUUUUAACAGAGUAGGAGGAUGUAAGAGUUUCCUGAAGAGGUGCUGGUACCUAGAUAUCAUUAGAUAAUGUCUAACUACUGUGUUACUGAGCAGACAACAUACAGACCUUGUGCAGACCCAGUUCUGAUUAAAAAUACUUUGACUAUGAAAAA
Messenger RNA from Notolabrus celidotus (New Zealand spotty), 1687 nucleotides. It is a transcript of the gene tyw3, whose product is annotated as tRNA-yW synthesizing protein 3 homolog (S. cerevisiae). Gene Ontology annotation, molecular function: tRNA methyltransferase activity. The transcript has 6 exons. Bases 108 to 920 code for a protein of 270 amino acids. Gene Ontology annotation, biological process: tRNA methylation. NCBI's taxonomy places the organism in Eukaryota, Metazoa, Chordata, Actinopteri, Labriformes, Labridae. The record is from RefSeq and is a predicted model, not a curated record. Gene Ontology annotation, cellular component: cytoplasm.